Molecule: messenger RNA, 1567 nt
Organism: Xiphophorus maculatus (southern platyfish)
Lineage: Eukaryota; Metazoa; Chordata; Actinopteri; Cyprinodontiformes; Poeciliidae
Product: transmembrane 4 L6 family member 1-like
Exons: 5
Coding region: 750-1325 (191 amino acids)
Cellular component (GO): membrane
Source: RefSeq, a predicted model, not a curated record
UAUUAAAAUUAGGUUCUAUUUUAUGAAAGAGUAGUUAUCAUGCCCUAUGACCAGUUUUCUUUUCAAAACCAUGCAGGCAACCAUAUUCCUGAAAACAAAUUGCUCUUAGAAACAAACAUACUUCCAACAAGAUUUUGACUUCAUGUCUCCUUUCACUCGUCUUUUAUUAUUCCAGUUAGUCAGUUUAGUCAGAGUUAACAUUUGAUGAGAUGGAGACACAAGUUAAUGCGCUGUGGUUUCCUUUUAUAGAAAUUGUAUUUCCUAUUCAAAAUAUUAUCAGAGGCCGUACUUGGGGCUGUUAGUGAUGUCGCAGUCAUUGCUGAGACAAUGAUUGCUCAGUUGCAAUUGGACACUGUAGAAAACAAUCUAACUGCCAUGUUGUGUUAAAAUUAAAUAAUUCUUUCUUUGUUUCUUUUCUGCCCCCAUUCUUGCAAAAUAAAAAAAGUAUUCCCAUCAUUCUAAAGAACGUGUGGCAUACCACAAGGCUCGGCCCUAGGCCCUCAAAUGCUUAUUUCCAACAUGUAUCGCAAAACAACUGCAGCAUAGGCAAACUGCCCUUUAAAACGAUGUAGUUAUUAGAAAAUAAAUUAUUCAGCCUCUUCGUCACAGUCACACAGACACAAGGGCAAGUGCGUUGAGCAUUUUUGGUCAUGUUCAAAGUGGGACUAUUCUGAAAACAGGAACUAACUUGACUAAAAUGUACAUGACUGGAGUUUUUGUUGCAGUCGGCGGGUUUUCAGGCAGACAACAUGUGUACUGGAAAGUGCUCCCUUUUCAUUGCGAUCUCUCUGUACCCCCUGGUUCUUCUGUCCAUCCUCUGCAACAUUUUGCUCUUCUUUCCUGACUGGAGCACCAAGUAUGUCAAAGAAGAACACAUUACUAACGAAGUAAAGUACAUGGGAGGAUUCAUCGGUGGUGGUGUCCUGGUACUGAUCCCAGCACUGUACAUUCACUUGACUGGAGAACAAGGCUGCUGUGCAAAUCGCUUCGGGAUGUUCUUUUCCAUCAUAUUUGCCGCAGUGGGUGCAGCUGGUGCCGUAUACAGCUUCGUUGUGGCGUUGCUCGGCCUCUCUAACGGGCCUCUGUGCAGAACCUCAUCUGUCGCAUGGGAACAACCGUUUAUAGACAAGAACCUGAGAUAUCUGAAAAACCCUAAUUCAUGGACCGAGUGUCAAGAGCCAAAGAACGUGGUCCAGUUCAACAUAGGUCUGUUCAUCACCCUGAUGGUGGCCAGCGUUCUGCAGGGUCUCCUCUGUGCCAGCCAGGUGAUCAACGGCUUCGUCGGGUGCAUCUGUGGAACCUGCAACGACAAGCAGGAACCCUGAGUUUGUAGGCAUGAAGAGUUCAAAAAGCUGUCGCCGUGCAACAUCUGGGAAUAGGCUGCUGAUGGCUUUUUAAAGAAAAUGCUUACUUCAACACUGAUGUUCUCUUCAGCUGUAUUGGCUUGUUAUUUCCACAAUAUAUUACAAAUUCUUGAUUCUGCUUGCAGUGUAUUAAUCUGAGGAGAUAAGUGUUGGAAACACCAUGCACAUAAAUUGAAUAAUGAAAUAAAAUGUUUUAACAGGUA